GGGACAAAACAAAAAAAAACUGUAUUAAUAGUUUUUACAUUUUUUUUUUUUUUUGGACUGUACUUCCGCCAUCAUCUACAGAUCAGAGUCCGCCCCGUGUGAAACUACCACUUCCUAUAUCAGACGUCGCUCAGCUGCUGCCGCCCUCGACGUUAGAAGCAAGACUUUGAGCGAACGUGUCGUCGUCUCCGACGGCUGGUUCCUGUCCGGAAGUCCCCUCAUCUGUCCGGAAGUCCCCUCAUCUGUCCGGAAGUCCCCUCAUCAGUCCGGAAGUCACCUCAUCUGUCCGGCGCUCACCUGGCCGGAAGUCACCUCACCAGUCCGGAAGUCAGCUCAGACCUCACCUGUCCGGAGAGCAGGUGUGACGGAAAGCGUGUGAAGUUGUUUGAUCACACAACAAGUUGGACUCUAACCCUGAUAACCGGGUGGUGCCACACUUGAUGUCAACGUUGUCGCUGCCGAAUGUAGCUGCUGUCGAGUGAGACACGACGCGCCUCGACGGCGACACCGGGCCAGGUCCAGGGCUGACGACGAGACAAGCCGAACACCGCCUGUCAGUCGGGUGAAGUAUGUCAGCGAUGACAGCCAGCACAACAAACUACCUGUGGUCUUUACAGGAUGUCCUCGGUCAAGGGGCAACUGCCAGUGUAUACAAAGCACGAAACAAGAGGUCAGGUGAGCUGGUAGCGGUGAAGGUGUUUAACAUGAUGAGCUACAACCGCCCUCAUGAGGUCCAGAUGAGAGAGUUUGAGAUGCUGAGGAAGCUCAACCACGGCAACAUUGUCAAGCUGCACACUGUGGAAGAGCUGCCCUCUAAGCAGAAGGUGCUGGUGAUGGAGUAUUGUUCAGGAGGGAGUCUGCUAAGCCUGCUGGAGGAGCCAGAAAAUGCCUUCGGCCUGCCAGAAAAAGAGUUCCUUACCGUACUGCAGUGUGUAGUGCAGGGGAUGAACCACCUGCGUGAAAAUGGCGUGGUACACCGGGACAUCAAGCCAGGCAACAUCAUGCGGCAGGUCGGCGACGAUGGCAAGUCUGUUUAUAAGCUGACUGACUUUGGAGCAGCGAGAGAGCUGGAGGAUGAUGAGAAGUUUGUGUCUAUCUAUGGAACUGAAGAGUAUCUGCAUCCAGACAUGUAUGAACGUGCAGUGCUGCGUAAGGCUCAUCAGAAAUCUUACGGAGUGAGUGUUGACUUGUGGAGUAUUGGUGUGACGUUUUACCAUGCUGCCACCGGGAGUCUUCCCUUCACACCGUAUGGAGGACCUCGCAGGAACAAGCUCACCAUGUUCAAAAUAACUACAGAGAAACCUGUGGGUGCAAUAGCUGGAAUCCAGCGUGCAGAGAGCGGACCUAUAGAGUGGAUCUACCACCUACCUCACAACUGCCAACUGUCCCGCGGUCUGAGGGUGCAGCUGGUCCCAGUGUUAGCAGGUAUUUUGGAGGCUGACGACGAGAGAUGUUGGGGUUUUGACCAGUUCUUCACAGCCACCACAGACAUAUUGCAGCGGCAGCCAGUCCACCUCUUCUCUCUGCAGCAGGCCAUGGCGCACUCCAUCUACAUUCACCACUACAGCACGGUGUCGGCAUUCUUUGAGGAGGUGGCCUCUCAGACUGGUAUAGGGGUUCAGCAGCAAAAUCUGCUGUACCUGGGGCAUGAGCUCCCUCUGGAGGGCCAAAUGAAGGUUGUCAACCUCCCACCUACUUCACCUGCCCAGCCCCUCAUGCUGCUCAGCUCCGGGCCUGAAUCGAACAUCAGCCUGCCCUUCAGAGAACAAACGCCUGUCAUCCCAUCCAGGUUUGACGUCAUGGCAGACUACAUUUUUACCAAGGCAAUAGUAGGAGUGGUCCACCAGUAUCUGAGGAUAGUGCAGUCGCUGCACAAGCACAGAGAGCUGCAACUGCAAGGAUACCACAGCUACAUGAUGAGGUUGCGCAGGGAGUGUGGAGAAGCCGUUCACAGUAUUGCGAUGAUCACCAUUAGAGUGCAGUCCUGCCUCAACGUACAACAGAGAAUUAAAACGAUUGGCUAUCACACUCCAGAAAACCAAGGCCUGGCGGAUCAUAGUCAUAGACUGCAGCUGGUCCAAGAGCACCUGCCUAUAUACACUGCCGGCAUCCAAGAGUUCCAGAACCAACUGGACCAACUUCAGAUCGAACAGGCCAAGCUAGCAGAGAUCCUGGCUAAUGACAAGAGCUGUCAGAAGAUGGAGAUGCUGCUGCAGAAGAUUACAGCAAUUCAUCAGCAUUAUCGCAAAGACAGACUCACUGGCAAGUUAGCAUAUAAUGAUGAACAAAUACACAAGUUUGAGAAAAUCCACCUGUCGUCCCACAUUAAGCGAGUGAAGUCUCUCCUGCGAGAGGACUGUGUGCAGAGAUACAAAGAGCUUUUGGCCUCAACGAGAACAUGGAGCAGUGUUUUACAGGAGAUGCAGACCCGACUGCUUGACUUCAGCUCUUUCUCAACAGGCUUGUUAGCCGACCUUGAGAUGAGUGAUCAGUGUCAAAAUAAGGCUCUGGACAGAAUCCUUUCCAGUCUGCAGGCCAGAAGAGCAGAACAGCAGCCUGGAAUCGCACCCAGGGACAAGGACCAGAUGGUUUCCAGCAUGCACCAUCUGAAGGAGGAAAUGGAGAUUUUGGUGGGAGAACUACAGCGUAACAACACCAUUAUCGAGAGUUUGGGAGCAGUGACGCCUGCAUCAGCUCUGGAGCCGAGCAUGGUCAGACCUUCUACACUUUGACCAAAGAACAGCAUCUUUGCAUGUAAACUCACAAAUCUCUCGGACAGUUACUCAUUUUAAAAGCCUUUCAUGUGCUGUUGUGGACAAUGUACUGCAUCCUCUUUCAAAGACUGCCUGCAGUUAGUGUGAUAUGAAGAGGAAGCAGCUGAAGACAAUCAAUAAAAUCUCAAUUCAAAGAGAAGAUGCCUUGACUGGAGAAGGAGGAAAUGUAAUCGAUUGAUUAAACCAAUUGAACCUUC
Messenger RNA from Scophthalmus maximus (turbot), 2971 nucleotides. It is a transcript of the gene ikbke, whose product is annotated as inhibitor of nuclear factor kappa B kinase subunit epsilon. Gene Ontology annotation, biological process: peptidyl-serine phosphorylation. Bases 570 to 2732 code for a protein of 720 amino acids. Gene Ontology annotation, molecular function: protein serine/threonine kinase activity; ATP binding. The record is from RefSeq and is a predicted model, not a curated record. NCBI's taxonomy places the organism in Eukaryota, Metazoa, Chordata, Actinopteri, Pleuronectiformes, Scophthalmidae. The transcript has 21 exons. Gene Ontology annotation, cellular component: cytoplasm.